CCCCAUACACACCUGGCAUCCCUGAGCGCGCGGUAUGUUUGUUUGCAGUUUACUUCGCAGUCUACUGUCCUUUCUACAUUUCAGUCGUCAAUAAGACAAUAAUGGGGAAGUUUAAGUCAAACUAAGGCGUAGGAACGUGUACCUGAUCCUCUUGCGUCUGAUCGAAAGAUACUGGCUUGUAUGUCGUCUGGUGCGGACAGUUCUGUCCUGACCUGCUGUCAUCAUGUCCCAGACCAACACUUCUCUCCUGGAGGAAGUGGUGCAGUGGAGUCAGGAAACCUGUCGCCAGGAGCUUAAGUCUGUCCUGCCGAAGCUCAACUCUUUGCAGCUUAAAACUGAAAGCUGGGAGGAACAUUUACGUAUACUGAAGAUAAUUACAGACCUGUUCCUCCCACAUAUUGGUUUGUCAGAGCUGGAAGAUGAAUGCUUCUCAAAGAUCUUACCAAAGGCUGUGUCAGUGUUCGACAGCAUGAUGAAAGAAAUCUCAGACCAAGUUGGAGGACUGUCCAGUCAAAACACUGAACUAUGUGCAUUACUAAGGAAUGUUCUUCAGGCAAUGAUGCAGCUAAUUGAUGCACUCUCUACUUGCGUUCGUCAUGUUUGCUCAUUUGAGGAAGCUCCUGACCUGGAUACUAUUCGCUCGUUACCCACUUGUAUCCUGAAAAUCCUGAGGGAGACUUUUUUACACUGCAAGGAGAGUGACGUGGUUUACUGUGGCCGUCUGUCACUGGUGGCUGAUCUGCUGCAGGGACUCUUCAAGGAGGCAUAUUCCCUUCAGAAAGGUCUAUUGGAGCUAUUGGACCGUAUCACCCUGGACAGCAGUGCCUCAGAGGAGGAGGUCUCUGACAUUGUUACAGUGAUUCACAGCUUGCUGGAUAUCUGCUCUAUUAUUUCCAACCUGGACAUUGCACUGCAUGCAAACACGUGGAAAUUUCUCAUCAAACAGAGUCUGAAGUACCGCUCAUUGGUAGAGAAACAUCUGCAUCAUGGUGACAUUAGUUCCAGCUUGUGUGAAAACCUGCUGGCCUCCUUCCACAGCUGUGUGGAGUGGGCAGAACAGAUGACCAAUGCUGGUCAACAGGUGGCAACACAAAGUCCAGAAUACAAGCUGUUCCAGAAAAGUGCAAAGAUGAGCAGGUUUUUUGCCAACACGUUGGUUCAUUAUAUAAAGGAAUUUAAAUUUUUUCUCACAAAGCACUGUAGCUGCUUUCACCAAGUUUACCUUCAGAUUGUCAGUAAGUUCCCUCCCAGCUUGUCUGCUCAGACAUUGCCCACAGCUCUCUCUGAGGAGUUAAAGGCAGCAGCUCUGGUGCCCAUGGAUGCCCUUCUGCUUCAGCUGUUGCAUUUAAGGCCAUUCACUGAGAUUGUCCUCGGGAAGGACCUACGGUUAAGUCCUGAGCAUGAGUUUCCUCACUGUCUUUUGCUGAUGAGUGUCUUGGGUCAGCUGGUCACGCAGCCUGAGGAGGUGCUGCAGCUUUGGCACACAGGCAGCCAGUUUCCAGAAGACACACCCAGGCAUCCUCUUUACAGCGCCUUGUUCACUAGUUUCCGCCGUUGUUAUACUGAGCGCAAGGUACCGGUGCUCUUGCCAGGAGUGAUGACGAGAGGUCAGGCCCAGGUCCAAGUCACACUACACCACCACAUGUGCGUGCAUCUCUGUGCCAGUGUGGCUGCACUUCCUCCAGUUUACUUCCCUGUGCUGGAGCGCUGUUUGGUCGAUGCAGUCCUGCAGGCUGAUACACAGACAGCUUUACUGGCAACAGAUGUGUGGUGCUUUACAGCACGGUAUGGGACUGCCGAACUUUGUCUACAUCAUAUCCUCCUCAUUGCUCAGCUGGUGAAGAUGUGCGCCACCGAGUGUUACCAGUUAUUCCACUUGAGCCUGCUGCUCAAACGAAUGGUUUUCCUUAUGACGCCAAACCACCAGAUGGAGCUGGUGAUGCGUUUCCCACCCUCGGAAGAGGAGAACCUACCAGUAUGGCGUCAUGUUCUCAUCAGAGCUCUUUCUCAGGACGUCCGUCACCGUGUGGAGACGGACAUCAUUGGCAUAACUCAAAAAGUGCUGACUGACUGGCAGAAUGGAGGGCACAAACUGGGACAAGUGGACAAACUGAACAUGGUGCUGUUGUCCCUCCUAGUGGUAGUUCGAGGGCAGUCAUCUCUCCAAGAACAGUGUGUGUUGUCUGUUAUGAAGAUGGUCACGCAGCUCUGGUUGUGCAUGAGUUCAGAUCAGGUGCAGACCCAGCCUGCGCUCCAGUGCACUCUGCAGCUGCUUUUGUCCAUGUCGACAGUGUUGGUGAAGAACGUAGACCCUCAAUUCAUUUGUCAGGCACUGUUGUGUGUGGAUGCUCUGAUGUCUCAAAAGUGUUCAGAUCAGCUGUUGCUGGCUGCUCUGGAGUUCCUGGCCUCCCUGGGGAAGAUUUUUGUCCCUGCUGACACCCAGAGUCACAUUCUGCCGAGGCUGAGUAGUCUGUUUGGAGUCCUGCUGGCUGACAGACCAUGGCUGCUACAUCAGCAUGCCCUGGAGGCCUUCUCUCAUUUUGCAGAAGUUACAAACCACGAGGAAGUCAUUUCCCAAAGUUUGAGCAACGAAGAAACAAAGACAAAGGUGGUGAAUUAUCUCAGCAAGACCAUUAAUGCUCGAGAAGAUGCAGAGUCACGGCUACACAGGCUCAAGAUGGAGACAGCAGAGAUCGAGCAACAUAAUGAGAGGCUGGAACACAAGGAAGAAAAUGAUUGUAACAAACAGCCUACUGAAGCUGUUACAGAUUCAGAGCCAUGUCCAAAAAGAGCUCGGCAGGAGACCAGUGCAGAGGAGUACGGUCGCUACAUCCAGACAGCUGAGAGUGCUUUAAAAGCCCUUCAGGCUCUGAUUGAGGGCCAAGCCAACUCUUCUGCUCCACCACAGUGGCUGGAAUCCAAACUACAGGAACUGCACACCCUCAUAAACCACAUUAGUGCAGCUGGGCAAACUAUCAAGCAGCUUUAGCUUUAAUUUACAUUAUAAGUAGAAAAAAAGUCUAUCAUACCCAUUGCUGCUACUGAAAAUUGUUUGUCUUCCCUUUUUUUUAAAAAAAAACCUUUUGUUUUAUAAUGUUUAUUAAACUUGUUUGAAUACAAAGCA
Molecule: messenger RNA, 3124 nt
Organism: Solea solea (common sole)
Lineage: Eukaryota; Metazoa; Chordata; Actinopteri; Pleuronectiformes; Soleidae
Gene: firrm
Product: fignl1 interacting regulator of recombination and mitosis
Exons: 25
Coding region: 224-2989 (921 amino acids)
Source: RefSeq, a predicted model, not a curated record